Messenger RNA from Tribolium castaneum (red flour beetle), 3506 nucleotides. Its product is annotated as 5-hydroxytryptamine receptor. The transcript is spliced from 7 exons. Gene Ontology annotation, biological process: G protein-coupled receptor signaling pathway, coupled to cyclic nucleotide second messenger; chemical synaptic transmission. The record is from RefSeq and is a predicted model, not a curated record. Lineage: Eukaryota; Metazoa; Arthropoda; Insecta; Coleoptera; Tenebrionidae. Bases 423 to 2141 code for a protein of 572 amino acids. Gene Ontology annotation, molecular function: neurotransmitter receptor activity; G protein-coupled serotonin receptor activity. Gene Ontology annotation, cellular component: dendrite; plasma membrane.
CAGGGCCGUCCCGCUGCGCUUGCGUUGACCAAUCUUAUCUUUCAGGCGCGCGGGUUGCCUGUUUUCAGUAGUUUUCAGGAUGCGAGCCGAGCUUUCGAAUUGUUACAUUUGGCGCUCAACUUUCUCGCAACUGAUUAACUGAGCUUCGGAACAUUUUUUAUAAUUUGAAUUUUUCGUGUCAUCGUUGUUAGUGUUUGUCGUACGAACAAAUAUGUGGAUUUACUCAUCCUGUAAUAAACUUAGCGUAGUUUCAGUGUACAACCAUGUGACUUAAAUUUAGGUGAAUUGUUGACCACAAACUGUCGCAAACUUGCAUUUUCCUCGCCACGACAUGAAAACUAGAUUGUCAGAAGUCCGAAAUGUUCCUCGACGACGAAAAUAAUACAAGGCGUCCUUAACGCAAACCGCAUCUGAGCUGCAAGAUGGGGACAGUAAAUAAUCCCUCCUGCAGCUGGAGCGGCUCUGCCAGAGCCACAAUCUUCGUCAUCAUCCUGCCAGCGGCCACUUCCGCCACGUCUUCAGGUAGAUUAAUAAUCGGCUCGGUCCAGACCGGCAACAACCCCCAGCUAAAUUACCCAAAUUUUCUGAACUCUGCAGAUCUGUACCACUUUCCCGGGGCAGAGAACGCCACCUCGAUGGAGACCCUCUACGAGCCGUGGAACUGCACGAAACUGCCCUGCAAUUUCGAGAACGAAACGCUGGCCCAUAACGACACCAACGACACGCUCAGCGACGCCACCAGAGGCGAGCCUUUGGCGGACCUCAUUCUUAUGGGAUUUCUGUCAGUUGUGCUCGGUCUCAUGAUACUGGUCACGGUGAUAGGUAACGUUUUCGUGAUAGCAGCCAUAUUACUGGAGCGAAACUUGCAAAACGUGGCGAAUUACCUGAUCGUGUCUUUGGCAGUGGCGGACUUGAUGGUGGCGUGCCUUGUUAUGCCGCUGGGUGCCGUGUAUGCGAUAAGUAACAAUUGGAUUAUGGGUCCGGAGUUGUGCGAUAUGUGGACUUCAAUCGACGUCCUGUGUUGCACGGCAUCAAUUUUGCAUCUGGUCGCCAUCGCCCUUGAUCGAUACUGGGCCGUAACGAAUGUAGAUUACAUCCACACAAGAAACAGCCACCGAAUCGGUAUCAUGAUCGUGGUUGUUUGGAGUAUUGCUUUGGUGGUUUCACUCGCACCGCAGAUACCGCAAUUUAAAGACCCCGAAUACUUGAAGAGGAUCCAGGAAAAGCAUCAAUGCUUAGUUAGCCAGGAUCUCAAGUACCAAAUUUUCGCAACUAGUUCCACGUUUUACGUUCCUCUCUUAGUCAUUUUCGUUCUGUAUUGGAAGAUCUUUCAAACGGCGAGGAAGCGCAUCAGGAGACGACGGGAAAUGAAGGGGCAAGUCGUCUUAAAGGUCGAGAAAACGAACAAUAACAGUAAGGUGUCGAAGAAUUUCCUCACGAAGAGGAAAUUCCUCAAAAUGAAAAAGUGUUCAAGCAACAAGAAGUCUUCCGCUGCUGAGGCUCUGGUCUCGUCGCUCGUCAUGAUGGAGGGCCAGUCCACCACCACGAUGGAAAUCGUCGAGGAGCAGGACGAGGUCCAGAGCAACGGCAAACAAGAGGAAACGACAGCUUUCACGAUAACGAAGCCGCAAACAUCGACCCUAGUUCAGAGCAACGCCGAGGUCCCGUUGGUCUCCAACAACGUCUCCCCCGAAAAAACCUCGUCGGCGACGACCAACAACGGCUCGGCGAGCCACCAAAGCCACAUCAGCGAUAUUAGUAGAGUAGAAAUCUUAAAUAAGGAAAUACCCCCGUGUCCGGCGUCCGUCGACAAGCUGAUACCGUCCAGGAGGGAGAAGAAGGAGAGCCUAGAGGCGAAACGCGAGCGCAAAGCGGCAAAAACCCUGGCCAUCAUUACCGGAGCGUUCGUGAUGUGCUGGUUGCCGUUUUUCAUCCUGGCACUGCUUAUGCCCCUGUGCGGGGCCGCGUGCACCAUCAGCGAGUACAUCUCGAGCUUCGCCCUCUGGCUGGGCUAUUUCAACUCGACGCUGAACCCGGUCAUUUACACGAUCUUCAACCCGGAGUUCAGACAGGCCUUCAAGAGGAUCCUGUGUGGAGGACACAGCAGAGGGCGCAAUUUCCGCUCGGGCAAAAUUAGAUAAAAAUAUCAGUUCCUGGCAGGCUGGCGCAGGAUUUUUGGUUCGCAAUAAAACCGGCAACAUUUAAAAACUCAAAUACCGAGAAAAAGGCAAGAUUUAAUCAGAACAAUAAUACUUUUCCGAUUUUCAACCGUCCUGAAAUUUUGAGUUGAGGGCUGUGUCAGAAUUGGAUUUUUCGCGUACAUAUCUCGAAAUAUUUUCGAUCAUUCCAAGAUAUUCGCAUACCAGAGAUUCUGCGCUCAGUGCAAGUUUCUUUCACGUGCAGUAUUCCUAUCGUGUAUAUACAUAAUAAUUGUUAUUACCAAGGUAGAACAUGCAAUAUUGUUCCCAAUGACGCUACAAUGUCUUUCUAUAUGAUAGCCGUUGCGAGUUCGAGGUGUCUUGGCAAAGAGCAUCGAAAUUGAAAAUAGUUAAGAGACGCCUCUAGAAUAUCAUCAAGUAGAUGUUUUAUUCGACAUUUCGGCUUUUAUUUCCAUUGCUGUGUCGCGCGCUUACUGUAAAAUAUGCGUCAUCAACCCUCUUCGGCGAAACGGGAUAAGUAUUUUAAUAUUACUGUUAUUUGUAUCUAUGUAAAUACGUUUUUGGCAUUUUUUAGGACCUAACUGUAUCCAUAGAUGUUAGGUGGGCGCCGCAACAGCCUGUCCAGCCUGGCUCAAUUUUAACCACUAGCUAAUUAACGAGAGAACUCGGAAAAAAUUGUGCCGGGCCUGGAAAGGGUUAGUGCCGCGUCCACAGUUUGUUUUGUAUUUUUAUAUCGAUAUAAAACGACUAAUAAAUCGCUGUGCUGCAGGUGUAAACUUAACAAUCUCCAACCAUGGCCGUUACAUUUAUCGAGACUAAUGGUUAUGGUUGGCAGAUGAUGAAUUGGGCUUCUGAUACGUAUACGAUAUAUAAUUGAGCCUGUAUAUCUGUAUAUUGCAGGAAGCAAACACACAAAUUUAAGCGAAUCGCAGGGUGCGCAUUUCUAUGUAAAAUAACGUUCUGUAAGUCCGUAUAAAUCGCAUUAAUGUACUUACAUAAGCUGUAAUCGUAGAGUACUGUGUAAAUAUUCCACUUAUGCUGAUAUAUCAAAAUACAGACCUGGGGCGUAUUUUAGGAACAACUACUUAAUAACAUUACUGCGUGUUGUAGCAAUUUAGGUAUCUGUAAAUUGCUUUGACUAUUAUCAAUAAUUGAACUCAUAUUGUGAUAAUAUGCGUUGUUAGACUAAGUCUUAACGAGGUAAUUUAUUGUUUUUAGAUGUUGUGUAUAUAAGAAUUAUAACUAAGCCCAUGCCCAUGUUAAUUUAUAGAAAAAGAAAGUACACCAUUAUUGUAAAUACUGACUUAUUGUUCAUCAAACUGUGUUAAAAUGUAUAAAAAUAAAGUA